Molecule: messenger RNA, 1435 nt
Organism: Apus apus (common swift)
Lineage: Eukaryota; Metazoa; Chordata; Aves; Apodiformes; Apodidae
Gene: RAB28
Product: RAB28, member RAS oncogene family
Exons: 7
Coding region: 175-843 (222 amino acids)
Cellular component (GO): Golgi apparatus; endosome
Molecular function (GO): GTP binding; GTPase activity
Source: RefSeq, a predicted model, not a curated record
ACAGCGGGCGCGCUGAGGGAAGAUGGCGGCUCCGGUGUCGGCACCGCUGCCGGCUCCGUGAGCGCGGCGCUCGCUCCUUCCCCUCCUCGCUCCUGCACCCCGUCCCUCCCGGCUCCACGCCCCCCCGCCCCCCCCCCCCGCCUCUUUUCCUUCCCCGCCGGGGGCGUAGGGACCAUGUCGGACUCGGAGGAGGAGGACAGUCCGGACCGCCAGCUCAAGCUAGUGGUGCUGGGGGACGGCACCACUGGCAAGACAUCCUUAGCCACACGUUUUGCCCAAGAGAGUUUCGGAAAACAGUACAAACAAACCAUAGGACUGGACUUCUUCUUGAAAAGGAUACUUUUGCCAGGAAAUUUGAAUGUUACUCUUCAAGUGUGGGAUGUAGGGGGGCAAACAAUAGGAGGCAAAAUGCUGGAUAAAUAUAUUUAUGGAGCUCAGGGUGUUCUCUUGGUUUAUGAUAUUACCAACGGCCAGAGCUUUGAAAACUUAGAAGACUGGUAUAAUGUGGUAAAAAAAGUGAAUGAAGACUCAGAAACACAGCCACUUAUGGCCUUGGUUGGAAAUAAAAUUGACUUGGAGCAUAUGCGCAUGGUGAAAGUUGACAAGCACCAACGAUUUUGUCAGGAAAAUAAUUUCAGUAGCCAUUUUGUGUCAGCCAAGACAGGAGAUUCUGUCUUCCUGUGUUUUCAGAGAAUUGCUGCUGACAUACUUGGCAUCAAAUUAAACAAAGCAGAAUUGGAACAGUCACAGAGGGUGGUGAAGGCAGAUAUUGUCAACUACAGUCAGGAGCCUGUGACAAGAACCAUAAAUCCUCCAAGAAGCUCUAUGUGUGCAGUUCAAUGACCAUGCGAUUCUCCUCUAUUUGGAUACCUUUGGAGGUCCUCCUACCCUGAUACAGGCUCUGGGAUUACAAGAAACUUUUUUUUAACAGUGACCACCCCAACAAUGCAAUUAGAGGUUUCAGAAAUGUGUUGCACCAUUAUAUGCUGAGAAGCAGCUGGCAGUUUUUUGACUGGUCAAAAUUUAAACAUGAGACCACACACUUUGAAAAAUUAAGAUCUAUAUUCUUUUAAAUUGUUUAAAUAAUGCAGCAUAACUGUGUUUCUGUGUUUCCGCCUAUUUAUUUGUCUGAUAUUGGAAUAAAAAUGGAUGAAGAAACCCUGCAUUCAAAAUACUUUUAAAGACAUCACCGUGGAAGGGUAUUUUGCCAAAGCAUUUUGAAAAUUUUUUGUCUCUUUUUAUUCGUCUGUGAUCUGAACUAGCACUUGGCAAAACGUACUUGGAAAAGGUAUUGCUGGAAUAAUUUUAAGCACAUAAUAUAUUUUAUCUAGGGAUAAUUUGGAAAGUAUUCUGUUAAUAUAUAUACAUAGUGCAAAAUAUAUAAAUUGUAUCCAGUAAGAAACAGUGCUUGAAAUAAAGCUGUAAUAUAAAAACA